CCGAAACCGACCCGACAAGGAGCAGAACCCCUCGACCCUAGUCCUAGUAUCCGCCACCCCAGCCAUCAACCAGGUUACAGACUACCGCGGAUUAAGCAGCCUGAUUUAGGAGAACAUGGACCUGCCUGCAGAUCUCUGUGUGGAUGGUGAGAUUGAUAAGGAGAGUGGCCUGCUUUGCGGCCUACCUGAGGAUAUUUCAGAGGCUCGCAAGCGCGAGCUUACACGGGCCUUCACCGUGAGUAAGUGGAAGUGGUGGUACGUGUCGCCCAUGGAUCAAUUAGACAACACCAAGGAGGAUGAGAGCACCCGCGGCCGGGAAGUCGUCAAGGGCAUGCUAAAGUGCAUUUACAUGCGCCGUGGCAUGGAUACCAUCCUACAGUCACCCAACCAUAGCGAUGGCUCGCCGUGGUAUGUGAGCCCUCGAGAUGGCAUCCCCCCGCACCACAUCGAGACGCAUGCCCUGAGCUACGCCGCUCUGAAGCCCAUGGUCGACAAGUUUAUGAACGAUCACUUUCAGGACCUUGCCGUGUCCUCAGGGGCUGCUGGCCCACAGUCGAUGGCUGUCACUCUGUCACACGGCGCCCAGGUCCAGGCCACCUCAGCGGACGAGGGCGGGGAGGAUGACGGCGGUAACCUGGACAUUAGCCUCCUCCGGAUCCUGAAUAUGGCCUCCGCGGAUUUCCUGAGUGUAAUGGCCAUGGACUGUAUGGCCUGCUUCCCAGCAGCACUAGCUGACAAGUAG
Diaporthe batatas is the source of this 742-nucleotide messenger RNA. RefSeq lists its product as uncharacterized. The coding region runs from base 116 to 742 and encodes 208 amino acids. The transcript has a single exon. The record is from RefSeq and is a predicted model, not a curated record. NCBI's taxonomy places the organism in Eukaryota, Fungi, Ascomycota, Sordariomycetes, Diaporthales, Diaporthaceae.